Glossina fuscipes is the source of this 437-nucleotide messenger RNA. Its product is annotated as 60S ribosomal protein L44-like. Bases 80 to 394 code for a protein of 104 amino acids. Gene Ontology annotation, molecular function: structural constituent of ribosome. NCBI's taxonomy places the organism in Eukaryota, Metazoa, Arthropoda, Insecta, Diptera, Glossinidae. Gene Ontology annotation, biological process: translation. Gene Ontology annotation, cellular component: ribosome; cytosolic large ribosomal subunit. The record is from RefSeq and is a predicted model, not a curated record. The transcript has a single exon.
UAAUCUAGCAACAACCUCGUCUGCUUUAUUGUUCUUUCCUUCUUUUCUAUUUUUUCUUUGGGAAAAGAAAAUCGUCAAAAUGGUAAACGUGCCGAAACAGCGUCGCACCUUCUGCAAAAAGUGUAAGUGUCACAAGUUGCAUAAAGUAACCCAAUAUAAGAAGUCGAAAGAGCGAAAAAGCGCACAGGGUAGACGUCGUUAUGGUAGAAAACAACAGGGCUUCGGUGGUCAAACAAAACCCAUCUUCCGGAAGAAGGCUAAAACUACUAAAAAGAUUGUCUUGCGUAUGGAAUGCACAGAAUGCAAAUACCGCAAACAAACUCCAUUAAAGCGUUGUAAACAUUUCGAAUUGGGUGGCGAUAAAAAACGAAAAGGACAAAUGAUUCAAUUCUAAAUUUGGUUAUAAGACCUCUUUUUUACCGCUUCUAAACGUAGUU